CCUGAUGUUAAAUGACAUUUUGGUGAUGUUUGUCCGUCCCUGAACAUUUUAUAAAGUUGUUGGUUAAGAACAAAGAUCUUUUGUUUUUAUAACUAGUUACAAUGAGUUGGUAUUCCAAGAAAGAUGUACUUAAAGAUCUUGCUCAGGCGAUGGGAGGCAGGUUCAAAGAUAUCGACGAACAGCAUAUUGUGGUUGGUGAGCAACCGCCGCCUAUUUGUACGACGACUGAAGAUGAUGAUGAGUUAUUGUUAAGAUUAAAGCAAGGACUUACACAAGAAGAGAUGGACCAUGGGCCUGAUUUGGCAGGAAUAACAGAAAUGUUGCGAAUGGUUGACAAUUUUGAUGACAGUGAGUGUAAAGAAAACCAAUGCUCACAACAGAAUGACAGCAAUACAGUCAUAUGUAUAUCCAAAUUAAAUCCUGCUGUACCAGAAUUUAUUCCAAAGGAAUCUGAAGACAAGCAAUCUGUAGAAAACAUUGAAACGGGGAAUAAAAAUGGAAUAAAAGAUGUAGGGACAAUAAAUAAUGAGGAGAGCAUUAAAGAAAUCAGUGAAAGGCUCAAAAAUAAAAUAAUUAGCCCAACAAAUGAAAAUGUUUGUAUUAAAAUGAAAAGUGAAAGAAAUAUAGCAAUCGCGUCACUGUUGAAGCUUUAUUCGGAUCCUCCGAUGACAAGUGGUGUCAAUGAAAACCCACCGAUACUACUCACACCUCAACAUUUUGAAAAACCUUAUGUAGAUGAUACAAAAAUCAAUGACGCUCCUCAAAAAUCAAAACCACAAAAUGAUAUUUUGAUUGAUACUGAAACAAACAAUGUUGAAAAUAUGAGAGAAGUUGAUAAUUCAGUUGCAAAAGUUAAAAGUUGGUUAAAAAUGGACGAGAAACCAAAACCCUUAGGCAAAGCAUUAUUCUUAGGCCCGGUUACAUUUAAAAAGAAGGAAAUCGUUAAACCGAUAACCCCAAUAUCGGAAGUGUCAGAGAAGACAUCAUGUAAUUCCCCCUCAUAUGUACCUACAGAGUACGCUGAGAAACUAACAGAGACAUUUAAAAUGAGGGUAAAAGCCAAAGAGGAGAAGACCUUGGAUAUGUGGUCUCGUCUAGAGAGGGAUUUAAAAGCAAAAGACGAAGAUAUUAGACAAGGGAAUCUACAAGCCGGCUCUACCGCAAAGGGUCAAGGACGUCGCAAGCAACGUGCUAACUAGCUAUUAAAAAAUACUAUGGUGAGUUACCAUCAGCAUAUUCCAUCAUCUUAUACUCUCUUACACUUAACCUUUUUAACUAUCAAAUAAAAACAGUAUGAAAGACAUAUCUUAAAAAAAAUAUUAAGACCAUCUUCAUUGGUGUACCAUGUAGCAAUGACAAAUAUAUCAAUUGUGAUGUUUACUUAUUUAUCGGUAGUCAAUUUAAAUUAAGGAAAUUGUAUAUUUCUUCUUAAAUAACAUUUUAAAACCUAUAUGUUCAAUUUUUUGAACUAUUAAGUUUUUAACUCAAUUUAUUGACAAAGAGCUUAAAAUUAGUGUAAGUAUUUUUAAGUGGAAAGGCAUCAAUGGGUAAUGUGAAAUUUAUGGAUAUAUUUAUAUAUUCUGAAUAUAAAAUAAUGACUAAAGACAUUUCCAUAUCCAUUUGUGCAUAUAGGAGAUAAAAUCCUACAGACAGCUGUAUAAGGGUUGGUUAACAGCUGUGGCGCUGUAAACUGGUCUUUACUAAUGUUGCCGCAUCAUUUGACCAAUAGUUACACACAAAUACCAGGCUUGUAGCAAUAAGAAGCACAUACUCUGUACACUAUUUAUCUCCUCAUGCAUCUUUACUCUGUUGCCUUGGUUACAGUAACUAUGACAAUUACCUUCCAAUAUUUAAACACUUGAUUAGUUGUAAAAAUAUUUAGAAAAAAGCUCAGUUUAAUGAUAUUGCAGAAAUGGAGUUUAAUUUGUAAUUUAUACCAACUGUGAAAAAUUAAAUCACAUCAGAAAUAUAUGGACAUAUGUAAAGCCACAUGACAAAUGAUUUCAGACAAAUAAUUUUGCCUAUAAAUCUCGGGGAAGAAUAUAAAACUGUGUUAAUCGUCUGUUUAAAAGAUUGAUGAAAAUAAAAAUGUUGCCAAAAAACUAAUUUAUAUUUUAUAAAUUGUGUAGUAAAAGAGGAUGCCUAUAAUUUUAUUUUAUAAUUAUGGGACAUGAACACAUUAAAUUGUAAUGAAAUGUACUGAUCUUCGUAGAUCAAUCAAUACUCAAAACAAAGGUGGUGAAAAAGGUUUUUAAAAUGUGCUUUAAUGUUUUCGAAAAUUUUAAGGAUGUCUAAAAAGUUGUAGCCAAAGGAAAUAGCAUGGGAUGCUAUAGGUUAAAUUAUACUUGAUUAUUAAGUAUUUUUGUCUGGAAGACAAAUAAAAAUGUAUAAGUGUUGUUCUAGGAUUAUUUUAUUCUAGAAUUCAACAUAGAUGACUAUUUCUUUUGAGAUUUUCUUUUACUUGUCAGUAUUAUGGGUAUUCUGAAUAAGUAGUUGUUAAGUAUAAUAUUGGCCUUUCAUACUGUUAACGUAAAUAUAUAAUUGUCUCAACAGAAGCAAAAGGACGAGAAAAGUGUAAAGGAGAGUAUAAAUAGGUCAUGAAGGUGGAAAAUGUGAAAUGUGUGUCAGUAUGUUUUUCACAGAUUUUUCGUAUUGCUCUUACGGAAAUAACAAAUGUCUAUUAAGUCUGAAUUGAAUAAAUAAUUUUUAAUAUUGAA
Papilio polytes (common Mormon) is the source of this 2717-nucleotide messenger RNA. RefSeq lists its product as uncharacterized. The transcript has 4 exons. Lineage: Eukaryota; Metazoa; Arthropoda; Insecta; Lepidoptera; Papilionidae. The record is from RefSeq and is a predicted model, not a curated record. Bases 102 to 1199 code for a protein of 365 amino acids.